AAGUUAGUCUUGACAACAUGUGCGAAAUAGUUCAGUCGAUAGUGAAGCCUUCGUGGUGACAGAUGUAGUUCGAAACUUUGCCGCAAUACACGCUACGUUUCAGAGAUGCAAAGCUAAGUGGGAAUUCAGUAGUGUCAGUAACGAUCUAAAACUGUUUUUACGAAUCUGCAUCAGUUGCUGGUGUUUACUCAUGGAAUCUUGUCGGGUUGGAUAGACACUGGAUUUAGAAACUAACGCCACUGAAGGAUUAUAUUUUGAGGAACAAGGUAUGUUGACGGCAAUUAUUAGGACAAAGAUGAACACGAAACCGCUCGCAGUGUAAGAAUAGUGCCAUCCUGAUGGGAACAAGAACAUUGAAAUAGGAAGAAAACAUCGAGUUUGGAUAGCAGUGUUUGAUUUGUUGUCGCUCGGCAUCUUCGAAUAACGCUAUGGCAUUGGGGCAGAUCUGACGCCAACAAAAGUGGAUUACACCAAUAUGCUGGACCGCGUUUGAUCUCGUUCCUCAUGUAGCGUCGCCAGUAUAUUCUGUUUCGUCUCCCUCAACUACUCCGAAGAAAAGGUCAUACCAUACAGAAAAAGAUACUUCAAGAGGCAGAUCUUACUAAUACGAACAAGAAUCACUGUCCACAAAUCAGGUUAAGAAGGGAAUUCGAGUUACUUCCAAGCUCAAAGGUGAUAUUCAGUAUAGACAACUAUAUUUAUACCGAAAGUAAUACAUCUUGUCCCAAGAAUAGCUGGAUGUAUUGGAAUUCGAUGCACUUGUUGUCGAGUUGUUAAUAAGUGAAGUGUACUUAUGACAUUUCAUUGAUGAGUCGCUCCAAAACCAGAUCUUCCCAAGUAGGUGCACGUGAAACAGACGUUCUCAAUACUGUACUUUGAUGGAAUUGCGGCAUGAGAAGGCAAUCGACGAAAUUCUCUCUCAAAAACGGAGAUAGAUUUGAUGGAAUUAACGAGUGAACGAGCGAACAUCUUAACGCGAUAACUAUGGAAUGCGCCUUUAGGAAAUGCCAGCUAAUCCCGGCCUUCUAGAAUCAGAGAUGGAAUUAAACAAUACAAAUAUGACAAUGGACGAGGUGCCAACACUCUUAAGUGGCUUAACCACUGCAUUCAUGGACGGCGUGGUUAGCAAUAUAACCACGCCGGGUGCGAGAACGACAAUAACGGAAUUCGUGACGACAUCAAAGAUUCUGUUGACGUCGCCAGAAACUGAUACCAACGUCACAGUCAAUGUCACUGCAGAUUCCACGCAGACUGCUUAUGAAGAAUUUUACGAAACGGCUCGAUUUGUGACGGGUGGUGUAAUAAUACCAAUCGUGUGUAUUCUAGGGAUAAUAAGCAACACAUUGACUCUGAUUGUACUGAAUCAGAAGAAUAUGCACACUUCAACAAACACGUAUCUGUCUGCGCUGGCUGUUGCGGACUUGAUAAAGCUUGUCAACGAUACUUUAUACUUUGUGACUGUCCUGCUCUUCCGUGUGAAACCGAAAGCUGGAAACAUCUUAUACGGCCAUUUAUAUCCCUAUGCACAUUUUAUUUUUUCUCUUUCGACUUCCAUUUCGUCUUGGUUGACUAUUUCAGUGGCUGUGGAACGAUAUAUUAUGGUGUGUCACGCGACCAGAGCUCGGGGAAUAUGUACAAUACAAAGGGCCCGAGUAGUGAGCACAUCCGUCUUUUUCGUCAUGUCUGUCAUUGCCUUGCCUUAUGCCUUCCGGUACCGGACUAUCCGCGUCUUCGACAACACAACCAACACGAGUUCCUACGACGUGGAGACGACGAAAAUGUGGGAAAAUCAAAUAUUCGUAGAUUCAUUCAACUGGAUACAAAAUUUGUUACGUUCGAUUAUACCGAUUGCAAUUUUAGUAGUGGUAAACUUUAAGAUCAUAAAAGCUCUGAAUCGGAGUCGAGCAAAUAACAAAAAGUUUUCGUCCAGGAAUAGAAUUACUAUAAUGUUGAUAAGUGUCAUUGUUGUGUUCAUAACAUGCGUAACACCGGACGCUAUAAUGUCCAUUGUUGGCGCAGGAUAUCAUGACGAGUCUAAUUACCUAAUCAAGGGUAUUCGUGAGAUUACGGACAUGCUAUUAGGUGUCAAUGCAGCAAUUAAUUUUGUCCUUUAUUGUGGCUUUAACAAAGGUUUCAGGCAGAACUUUGUGUCAUUAUUCUUUCAGCGUUGCAUUAAGGAGAAAAUAAAAGAGGCUGACGAUUCGCAUUAUAGGAAACUUCCCGAUCCGUCACCGAACUCAAAUGAGCCGAAUUCGACCACGCCCACGAAAGAAACGAACAGUACGCGUGUAUGAUAUUGAGUUGUGAUGGAUCGGAUCAAAUAUAAUUUUUUCUGGCAGUUAGAGUAUGAUUUAAAGUGCUUUUGUGAGGCAAGUCUAGAUACAGUUUUCAGCUCGUAUUAUGGUAUCAGCAAGAAUAGAUAACAAAUUCCGAAUGACAAGGCCAAACACAACUAGUUUUUUCAUAAAAUCGUCGUGAACAAGCAUACCGCGCUAUACACCCAUGGGGAAGAGUCCAAUGAUCAUAUUCUUUGGUUUGCUGGGUGCUUGUAUACAACUCGGGCAUGUUUUCAUAUAAGCUGUACACCGGCGGCAAUAAAAGGUGCUAGUGUCUUCAAAAUCAUUUCGUAUUUUUGUUGCUCGUAGGUACUUCUGAUCUGAUAAGUCCCUCACACUACAUUUAACCUGGACCUGGCGAAGUUUGGCGCAAACUUAGUGUUUACUUCAACCUGGCGUUAGGUUUAAUUUGAAAUGGGCAAAACUGAAUAGGAUGAUGCCAAAGUGACGCAAAUUUGGUGACUUUAACUUGUUUUGAACAACCAGGCCCGUUUGGCAUAGCGGAGUUUUUUUUCCAUAUAAUUCUGUUGUUCUCAUCUGCCGCACUUUUAAACUAUUCAAUGACACUUUUUGCUCUCGUCUUUGAAACCUUCUAGCUAAUAUCCCUUUUUCACAAAAUUUUUCAAGGGUCGGGCGGAACACCAAAUCUACAUCCCAUCCGUAACUUAACAUCUAUGGACAAACUGCUUGACUGCCGCCAUGUCAUUCCCGGGCCAAAAUGUCAAUUUGUCACAAUCUAAUGAGACUGGCCGAAAAUUGGCCUCCAAUGUCAUGAAUGACGGCCGUCCCUUCUCAUUUAUUUUUGUGAUCGAUGUAAAUGUGUCUGUCGCAGCCAAUUUGACCAAGGCCACCGAUAUUAACGUUGAUACUAAUUUGUCAUGGUGGCUUUGUUAUGAUUCCAGAAUGUUUUUCAAUUCGUGGCAACAUUUUAGGGGCAGUGUAAACGUACAUAAUAUAUAUAUUGGGAAAUUAAGUAACGUGCUUACUUCACCUAAAACAUAGAAUAUAUUUCCCGCAAAGAUAGUUCCUCCUGAGCCAGAGGUAUUGACAUAUAGUCUCCAGGAAAUCAUCUGCUCUUAACAGAUUAAAACUAA
Messenger RNA from Lineus longissimus, 3430 nucleotides. Its product is annotated as FMRFamide receptor-like. Gene Ontology annotation, molecular function: G protein-coupled receptor activity. The transcript is spliced from 7 exons. Bases 1005 to 2294 code for a protein of 429 amino acids. Gene Ontology annotation, cellular component: membrane. Gene Ontology annotation, biological process: G protein-coupled receptor signaling pathway. The record is from RefSeq and is a predicted model, not a curated record. NCBI's taxonomy places the organism in Eukaryota, Metazoa, Nemertea, Pilidiophora, Heteronemertea, Lineidae.